Messenger RNA from Trichoderma aggressivum f. europaeum, 3468 nucleotides. RefSeq lists its product as uncharacterized. The coding region runs from base 1 to 3468 and encodes 1155 amino acids. The transcript has 2 exons. Gene Ontology annotation, cellular component: nuclear RNA-directed RNA polymerase complex. Gene Ontology annotation, biological process: siRNA processing. Lineage: Eukaryota; Fungi; Ascomycota; Sordariomycetes; Hypocreales; Hypocreaceae. The record is from RefSeq and is a predicted model, not a curated record. Gene Ontology annotation, molecular function: RNA-directed RNA polymerase activity.
AUGGCGGGCCCCAAGAAGUGGCUCGCGAGCCGGGCCCAUCCUGAGGCCCAAUACCCGAACAGAAUAACGACCAACCUCUGGUCGUUGGAUUUGGGCACACUGACCGGCCCAGAGACCAUCAACAUCAACAAGACGGUCACUUCUUUCUCUGGCGACAACUCCAUCAGCAUCGAAGUCGAUGCUUUUUCGAAGCGGCUUACUAUUCUUUUCCCGCUCCGUAUCAAAGUAACUGAAACAGAUUUCAUGACUCGAGAGUACAAACUCUUGGCCGAUUUGAGUCUGAUCAAGACUGUUUUUCACGUUACAAAGAAAAAUGGCCGAGAAUCACUUGUUUUUCGGUUCCCUCUCCCUCCCCAGUAUUUCUGGAAGACUCAUAACCUACCACCAAAUUCUCUCUUCAGCCGCAACCCACCAGAUGUCUGGAGAAGGGCCACAGAUAUCACUGAGGACGCUACAGUCCCAAUGAAUUACCCAGUAUCUUUGAACAACACCAAGUCAGACCCAGCGUACUUAGAAGUUGGCCGCUGGACUGCCUUUCGCAUGACUCUCAAUACCGCAGACGAGGCUUCGAAAAGAGCUCUCGAGCACAUGAAACUGGCCUUGGAAGACCUCAACAUUACAAUCCAGGUCUGUGACAAUUUUCAAGUUGACGCUUCCAACACUACCAUGUGGGAUUUUCUCGAUCAUCCACAGGACAAUAAUCAAGGAGACGCACUGGCUCUUCUGCAGCCGUCAAAGUUUCCAUUCAUCCACCUGGACUUUGGUGUCCGAUAUCAGCUCGAAGUAUGCGUUGGUCGCAGGGUGCUCAAUGAGCACACCAUCUCACCCGAAUUCCUCCAGAAACUUGCCGAAAUGGACCCUCUUGACGCCAAGCGCAGGCUUGAGUUUCUCCUGGACCAGGGCGAAGUCAUGUACGACCCCAAUCAACUCUUCACAUCGUCCGCUGCAGCAUCAUACGUACCAAAUACAAGAAUUCCACAUUACUGUGUUUUGGCACGGAAAGCUGCCAUCACCCCAACCACUAUCCUGUUGAGCUCUCCUAUUGUCGAGACUUCAAAUAGAGUUCUCCGCUACUUCAACCACAUCCAAGACCGCUUUUUGAGGGUACAGUUUGUUGAAGAGACAGAAAUUGGUCGCAUGGCCAUGAGCUCUCGCAAUAAAGAAGACAUAUGGAAGAAGAUUUUUCGGACCUUGUACCAAGGCAUUCAAAUUGGUGAUCGCCGCUACGAAUUUCUGGCAUUCGGCAGUUCGCAACUCAGACAGUGCGGAGCUUACUUUUUCUGCCCGACAGAUCAUAUUUCGUGUGAUGAUAUCCGCCGGUGGAUGGGAGAAGUCGGCCACAUCAGAAUCGUCGCCAAGCAUGCUGCAAGGUUAGGCCAAUGUUUCUCUACUACAAGAGAGAUGAGGGGCCUUCCUGUCCCAGAUGUCCGGCGUAUUCCUGAUAUUGAAAGGAAUGGAUACUGUUUCACUGACGGGGUCGGAAUGAUAUCCGAAUUCAUGGCCCGGAUGAUCAUCGAAGAAAUGACCUUGGAUGUCUACAUCGAACCAUCGGCGUUUCAAUUUCGCAUGGGUGGAUGCAAAGGCGUGUUGGUAGUCUGGCCCCAGGCCAAGAAAGGAGAAGUCUAUAUUCGUGAGUCUCAAGAGAAGUUCAGGGCCGACAUCAAGGGCCUAGAGAUCAUCAAAUGCGCCAAGUAUUCUUCCGCCACUCUCAAUCGACAGACAAUCACCAUUUUGGAGUGUCUCGGUGUAACCACACAGGCCUUCUUGGACGUCUUGGAGAAACAGAUUGGCCUCUACGAGGAAGCAAUCAAGGACAACAACGUAGCGGUCGAUGUUUUGACCAAGUAUGUUGACGAGAACCAAUCUACUCUAAUCUUAGCAGAGCUUCUGCAAGCUGGCUUCAAGACAGAAACGGUCCAAGAACCGUUUGUAACAAACUUACUCACUCUCUGGAGAUCAUGGUCCUUGAAGCUGCUCAAGGAAAAAGCCAGAAUUCCCAUCGAAAAAAGCGCCUUUGUCUUGGGCUGUGUUGAUGAGACAGGUACUUUGAGAGGCCACUCAAACUCGACCGAAGGCACCUCAGAUAAAGACGUCAACAAACUCCCCCAAAUCUUCUUGCAGGUGUCAGAUUCGAAAGUAUACGAUCAGACCACUGUAAUCAAAGGAGUUUGCGUCGUUGGAAGGAAUCCAUCGCUGCAUCCAGGCGAUAUCCGGGUAGUUGAGGCAGUCGACGUACCGGAGCUUCACCAUCUCAGAGACAUUGUUGUUUUCCCUUCAACCGGAGAUCGGCCAGUCCCCAACAUGCUUUCUGGAGGAGAUCUUGAUGGAGACGACUUUUUCAUCAUUUGGGAGCCCACUCUGAUUCCCAACGAGUGGAAUCACCCAGCCAUGAACUAUUCCAGCCCCUCGCCUGAGAAACUUGACCGCGACGUGAAUGCCGACGAUCUACGAGACUUCUUUGUCAAAUACAUGCAGAACGAUGUGCUCCCACUCAUUGCAACGGCUCACUUGGGACUCGCAGAUUCCGAUGGCCCCAAAUCGGAGAUUUGUCUGCGUUUGGCGGAACUUCAUUCACAGGCUGUCGAUUAUCCAAAGACUGGCGAGCCCGCGGAAUGGAAUCCAAGUCAGCACAAUCCACAGGAGUGGCCACAUUUCAUGGAGAAGAGGGUCUGUUACAAAUCGGAAAAGGCCCUGGGAAAUAUCUACAACAGAGUGGUCAAGCAAUCCAUUCAGUUCCGGCCGGACUGGGAAAACGCCUUUGAUCAGCGAAUCAUAAACAGAUUCCAGCUAGACAACGAUAUGCUCAAGGACGCCAGGAAGAUCAAGUCUCAGUAUGAUAUUUCGGUGCGACGCAUCUUGCUGCAGUACAACUUGGCGACCGAAUUCGAAUUGUACACAUCUUGGGCCAUGUCAAAGCCCUCGAUCGGCAGCGAUUAUAAGCGACAGGAAGAGCUCGGAAAGGAGUUCGAAGCAGUGAAGCAGAGAUUCCGCGACGCGUGCUAUGAAGCGGCCGGCGGCUACAAUGAGGCCAAGAUUGACAGAUUUGUGGCAGCCAUGUACAAGGUUACAGAGGAGGAGAUUAAGAUUGCGCUGUUUGAGCAUCACCGUGGACCGACAAAUGAGGGCGGUGUAAUCGUUCCAGCCCGGAGACUCGAACCCAAGUCAAUGCCGUUCAUCAGCUUCCCUUGGAUUUUCCCCUGGGUCAUGAUUCGUAUUGCGUCUGACGGAAAGUGCAAUCCCAAAAAGUCCAUUCUCGCCGCGGCUCAUCAACGGGUGCCUAUCUCUUUGCCUCCUAUCACCCCAUUGACUCAAGAGAACCACCCUGAAGCCAGUACUGGUAGAAUUGGUCAAGUGCCCCAGAGUGGUGCUAUGAGCGAUGGUAACGAGGCUACAGUGGUUCAACUUGAGGGAAAUGUGGUGGCAGCAUCAACCACCUUGACUGACUUUGGGGGCUUUGGCCAAUUUUAG